AGGUCCAAUGCUGAUCCGCCCCCUCCUCCGUCCAUGUGCCGGCAUGAGCCAGGCUGCCUGGCCGCCACUUCCCUGCUUCGCUUCUGCUUCAGAGAGGUUUUAGGGAAGGGGCUGUGUGCCUGGCUCAGCCCCAUGCGAUAACAGGGACCCGAGUACCAGCGGGGACCGGUGCAAGGCAAAGGACGGAGAAGGCAGCCAAGGAUGCAGAGAUGUUCAAGCUGUGCCAUGAUGCUGCCCGCAGCGCUCGCCUGCCCGCGCAUCAUCCUCUCUCCAUCACCCCCUGCCACCCGCUCUGCCGCCUCCGAGGCCAUCGGAUGUUGCCCAUGACUGCUUGCCCUGCACCGAAGGGGCAGGGAAGGUGAGGGGGAUCCCUCCAGCCAUCAGCUGGUGUGGAAAUCCACAGGGGAAACAGGAUGUGGAAGGGAAAUGUUUGUCUCUGAGAAAAAGUAUUACAUUUUUCAUCUCCACAGCUGCAAACCAGCUUGUAAAUCACCCAACUCCAGGACUGUCAGAGCUCCCAUAUGAAAUCCCAGGCGGAGAGGAGAGAUUCCUGCUGGGUGUUUACUCCGGCGUCACCCGCCAGCAGCCUGGGAUGGGGAGGGGGGGAUGGAGGGCGGGCAAAGUUCGGCUCCUAUAAAGUCAGGUCUGGUCCACUUCAUUCAUUCCCCUGGCAGCAUUGCUGGGAGCUGCACGUCCAGCCUUUGCACAAGAGGUUUUGCAGAUAAAUCCCCCCGGACCACCAGCUGCCUGCGCGAUGCCGAGGGCACUGCGGGACGUGGGGGCUGCCCUCACCUGCCUCCAGCUCCUGCUGCUUCUUGUCGGUGUGGAGCUGAGGCCCCACGUGUGGGAUGAGGACAGGUUCCAGCUGGAAGCCAUCAAAAAGGGGAUCCUGGAGCGGUUGGGGAUGUCCGCUCCCCCCGUGGUCCGGCACCGGCUGGACCGGGAGAGCAUCCGGAGAGCGCAGCGGCUGUACCAGCAGAAAGUGGCUGAGCUGAUGUGGAACCAGAGCCGGGAGGAAGAGGGAGCCGUGCCCGGGACCAGGCGCCUGCAUCGCCUGACUCCCACGCUGCUGCGUCGGCCGGACAUCCCCCGGGAACACCAAGACCCCCAGGGAGACCAGGACCCCCAGGGAGACCAGGACCCCCGUGGCCCCUACUGCUACCAUCUCAUCCUCUCCCGCACUGAGGCUUUCCACCGGCAGCUCCGGGUGGUGCAGGCAGAGCUGAAGCUCUUCAAGCAGUCGCUGGCAUCCCCUGGCAUGUCCCCACUCAACACCUCGGUGCACCCCCGUGUCAGCAUCUACAUGCUGGGGGGGUCUCAUGGGACCCCCCAGCUCCUGCAUAGCCAAGAGCUGGACCGCCACGCCCCAAGCCUGGACCUCACAGCGGCCAUCCAGCCCUGGGCUGCUGGCCCCGAGGACACGCUGCACCUGGAGCUGGCCUUCACAGCUGACGUCUCAACCUUGCUGACCACCUCGGGGAGCGAGACCCUGGUGCUGGAGGUGGAAACCCACGAGACCACAGGACGGGGGGCCAGGAGAGCCCGGGGGCUGGAGGAGGAGUGCAGGAAGAGCGAUGGGAAGUGUUGCCUGAAGUCGCUCAAGGUCUCCUUCCAGGACAUCGGCUGGUCAGACUGGGUCAUCGCCCCCAACAGCUACUAUAUGAAGUUCUGCGAAGGUUCCUGUCCCCACAACUACAAGCCGGCCAGCAUGCAUGCCCAGAUCAAAGCCCGCAUGCACUCCCUCUCCAAAGCCACCCCGCCGCCCUGCUGCGUCCCCGCCAGCUACGACCCCAUGGUGCUGAUGCACUACGACAGCGAGGGCAGGUUGGUCUCCACCCUCUUUGAGGACAUGCUGGUCACCAGGUGCCACUGUGCCUGAUGGCAUCACCUCUGGCUUGGACUGGGACCUGUCACCGCCUAGAUGGGGCAGAGCCUGCCUGCUUCCCGGCAGCUCCGGCAUCCCAAAACCCCAGACCCCCGUAGCCCAAAAUGCCUCCACGUCAGACCUGGCUCCACCGUCCUGCUCAGCUGCAGGGUCUUCAGUUGUGACCCUGCCUCCAGAGGCCACAAUAACUUAUUCCCCCCUCUCUUCCCUUAUUUAAAACCAUAUUUUAUUUGGUAGGUGCAUCCUUCCCAUCUGAGAGAGCCCAAAUGGGCCGGGGUGGGUCUGUCCCUGGGUGGCCGCAGCCCACCUCACGUCUGAGCAUCAUCUCUUCUCUGCUUAGAGACAUAUUUAUACAUCCCUCUUAUUUAUUGCUAACUUAUUGUAUUUUAUAGCGAAAUACCUUUUGGGGAAAGUUUUUUUUUGUGUGUAUUUGUAUUUUAUAUAUUUCUAUAAAACAGAAAUAAUGUAAUAAUGUAAAUUAAUAAAGCGAUGGGAACAGGGA
Messenger RNA from Phalacrocorax carbo (great cormorant), 2387 nucleotides. NCBI's taxonomy places the organism in Eukaryota, Metazoa, Chordata, Aves, Suliformes, Phalacrocoracidae. The record is from RefSeq and is a predicted model, not a curated record.